Xenopus tropicalis (tropical clawed frog) is the source of this 15031-nucleotide messenger RNA. It is a transcript of the gene dnah14, whose product is annotated as dynein axonemal heavy chain 14. NCBI's taxonomy places the organism in Eukaryota, Metazoa, Chordata, Amphibia, Anura, Pipidae. The coding region runs from base 91 to 13962 and encodes 4623 amino acids. Gene Ontology annotation, cellular component: dynein complex; motile cilium; axoneme. Gene Ontology annotation, biological process: microtubule-based movement; microtubule-based process. Gene Ontology annotation, molecular function: ATP binding; dynein light intermediate chain binding; minus-end-directed microtubule motor activity. The transcript is spliced from 86 exons. The record is from RefSeq and is a predicted model, not a curated record.
CCAUGGCGACGGCAGAAAGCUUGUGUGGGAGCUGGGAGUGAGGGAAUACAGACAGCAGGGAGGGCAGCGCUGUAGGAACAGCAGCGCAUAAUGUACACGAGUGAGCAGAAACCAUUAGCAAACUCCGAUCUGCUCUCUCGACUGCAUCGUAAGGGAGCGACGGCGGAUGUGUUCCAGAUGGUUUCGCAAAUGAGUCUGAUGCAGAAACAAGAUGUCGCUGGGCACCCAGAGACACGCGUGCCGAUGUUUGUUCCAAAGCCACCUUCAUUAAGCACAGAGAACUCCAGCUCCCCUAUCUGUACCUAUAUAUAUAGAGGAGAUAUUAAGAGGAAAGGCAUACAGCGGCUCAGAGAGGAGGGUAGAGAAUCCUUUGUAAAACAUAGAAAAGAAUUGGUUGGCAGCAUUUCACCAGAGACAAAAUCUGAAACGUUUUGCCUUUAUCGUGAAGCAGUGGAUAGAAAGGAAGGAGAAUUACCUGUGCUUUCUGCCCAGCCUGAUAAUGAAAUGACUAAAGAGGACAGUGCACUCGCCUAUAUUAUUAAACUGAGAAAAAAACUGGGCUGGGAAACAGAAUUAUCCAAGACUGUUUUCAAAAGGAAAUGCAAUAUGGCUAAGAAGUGUUCCAGCCAAAUACAGGACACCUUUGCCCUCAAGGAGACAGGGGAAUUCGUUUACUGUUUGCCAAGAAGCUGGGAUAAUGCAAAGGCUCAAUAUGACCCCUAUGAUCUCCAUGUGGUUACUGCGGCCACAGCUAUUCAUUCGGACAUGUACUGGACCGUGAGUGCUUCGCAGAUCUGUAAGGUGUGUAUGACGUCUGCAAAGGAGGAUAUGGACAUUGUGCCCGUUACUGAGUGGCUACACGAGAGACACCAUUUCUAUGCCAUCAAGGACUUGAAAGUAUUUUCACAGUUCAGACUCUGGAAAGCAUUUACUGUAUGGAAAAUGAAUGUUCACAGGAUGAAAACAAAUAACAGCAGAGUGCUCAUAUCGCAGCAGUUGUUCAUUGCUGACAAGGGCUUCCAGGAUUGCUUGCUUUAUAUCAGAGCCCUGUGUGAGAAUGCUCUAAAUGGGCAGCCGGGUUCUAAUCAUGCAAUAAAGUUUGUUACGAUUGACAAGCAGCGGACCUAUAAUCUGAAAGAAUUUUGUGCCAUUCAGUCCAAGCAAUGUUCUCAUGCACUUGCACAUAUUGGGAUAAUCAGAGAAAAGGCCAUUUCAGCUAUUACUCUUACAUAUUUGAAGGCAGCAGAAGGAAAGGGGAUAAAAGAGCUGUUUUCCUCAGAAGACCAGAUAAAGCCCAAAUAUACUGUGCUGACAGAGUGGCAAACUUUAGUGGAGCGCUUUUCUAGAUUUCUCACCCUCGUUGACUGCAUUUUCCAGGAGAUGCUUCGGUAUUUGUCGUUCAGUGCCACACAGACAUUUCUGGGAUUCCUCGAAGCUUCGUACAGUGUCACUUCCACCGAUGAGAAAAAGAACCAUAGACGAAGGUCUCUCAGUGAUGGAAGAGAAGAAACCUGUUUCCCUUUUUCUGAGUCACUGAACAAAAAUCAGUUGGAUCCAUUUAAGAACAAUGACAAGCAACACACCAUGAAUCAGCCAGAAAUUGCCAGAUUACUGAGCGACAUUAGCGGAAACAUAGAUGGAAAUGAAGAAGCGGCGCCUCUGUUUGAGGUAAAUCUAACACUGAGCAAUCAGAGCAAUAUGGCAGGUCAUGGCUCCAAGCUGCCAGCUGAAGGGUCCCAUUACUCAGGGAAGGAUGUGCCGCUUGAAGAACUCACUCAUUAUCCUACUGAAACCGCAGAGGAUCGCCUGAAUGACGAUGCCGACGACUCUGGGGAUGACAGUAACGAUAAAGAAGCAUUAGAAAGAUCUUUACCCAAGUGUGUGGCUUUGGUCCCUUCAAGAAGUGAAUUUGAGACUCACAUACAGGGGAUUGUGGAUGGCUUUGAGCAAGCAAUAGGUAAAAUUACUUCAUUCAGCCAAGAGACUCGACUUUCCAAGUUCCGCUCUCAACCAUGCCAAGAUAAGAAGGUGGGAAAACAAAAGAUAAAUCAGCAGCCAUGGCCGAACUGUGAACUGCUUCUUGGAAUGGACCCAGAUUACCAAAGCAAUGUAAGCAGAAUGAAUGCUAUUGUUCAUGCCGUAAUGGAGGAGGUAGAAAUGUACAGCGGCCAAUUUAAGAAGUUCUGCACAAUGGUAGAAGCAGCUGAGAGUGUGAUGGGCAGAAUGAGAGCAGCUUUGCCAGCAGAGCCGACACCUGCCGACUACAGGAACCUUCUGGCCAUGUUUAAAGGCUACAUUAUAGAUUGUAAGGAAAUGAACAUUGAGGCGCGUGUGCGGGCUAUUCAGGUCAGAAGCUUGGACUAUCAGGCCCACUGCCUGCAACACUUGGAAAAUGUAAUCGAACUGAUCAAUUCAACCUUACCUGUGAGAGCCUACGCCAGGAAUAUUCAGCUUCUAGAAGUGAUAGACAAAGCACAGAGAAAGCUGAACAAAGACCUCAGGGGCGUGGAGGAAUUUGUGGAGCACCUAACGUUUCUCGGGCAGAUUUCCUCCGAGGUUCCGUCCCUGGAGAGAGAGUACAGCACCAUAGUGCAGCUCUAUUCUAUUGCCAAGGAGUACAACAUGGCCAUUUCUCCAGAGGAGACAGCCCACUACCAAAGUCUCAUCCCCAGCUUCCAGCAGCUAAAGUCAGCCGUCCUUUUCUGCGAAGCGAAAAAAGAUGAGAAUAUUGUUCGAUUCAGCGGGGAUCUGGACACAUAUAUAUCCCAGCUGCACUCGGAGUUGAUGGAAUUCAAGGUCAAGGUGAGAAAUCCGCUGCUUCUUCAGGGAGACAUAUUCCCACGGGAAGCACUGGAAAUGAUAACGAACCUCUUGGAAGAGUUUGAAGUCCUGGCUAACAAGGCCAGAUGCUACUCCAGCUACCAGGAACGCUUUGGAAGCUCUAUGACCCACAUGAAAGCCCAGUUACUGGAUGAACUACUAUCUCAAAAGAACAUAAAAGGAGUAAUCACCAGUGAGACAGUGAAUGCUGAGCUCUCGGAAGCCGAGAGCAAUUUAAAUCUGCGAAAGCUUCUUUGGGAAUCCAAGGAAGAAUGGGUAAAACUGUCGACCGAGUGGAAACAAACAGCAUUUGAGCUUCUAAAUGUGGAUGUGAUCCAAAGGGAUGUAAAUAGGUUCAGCCACACAUUGUUCAUCCUUGAGAAAGGUUUGCCAGUAAACAAGGUUGUUGCAAGCCUCCGGGAAUCGGUUAUGGACUUCAAACAAAAUCUGCCUAUUGUUGUAGCUUUAAGCAAUCCUUGUCUAAAACCAAGGCACUGGGACACUAUCCAAUUCACUACUGGGAGAUCAAUUCCUAAGGAAAAGAACUUUACUCUAGAAAACCUACUGGAACUGAAGAUAUUUCACCAUAAAGAUAAAAUAAUUGAGACUUCCACCACCGCUACAAACGAGGCCACUCUGGAAGGCAUGCUAAACAAAGUAAUUAGUCUCUGGAAUAAGACGGAACUCAAACUAACGCCGCACAAGAGCGAACUCUCUGAAAUUUGGAUUGUGGCCUGCGCAGAAGAAGUGGUGGGUCAGAUAGAAGAGUCCCAGGUUAUCGUAUCUACCGUGAAGGGCUCGCGCUACGUGGCGCCAAUUAAGAAUGCAGUUGACGAAUGGGAUCGAAAGCUCAGUCUCUUCCUGCGCACUAUGGAGGAGCUGAUGAUUUGCCAGAGGAAUUGGCUUUACCUGGAGCAGAUCUUCCUCGCUUCCGACAUCCAAAGGCAACUCCCAGCUGAAGCCAAUCUUUUCUUUCAAGUGGACAGUUCUUGGAAAGAGAUAAUGGAAAACAUUAAGGAAAGGCCCAGUGCCCUAAGAGCAGCCAUUGCCCCAGGCCUCCUGGAAGUUCUGCAGAACAACAACGCUCACCUCGAGAAGAUCCUGAAAUGCCUAGAGGACUUUCUUGAAAUUAAGCGAAAAGUAUUUCCAAGAUUUUACUUUCUCAGCAAUGAGGACCUGCUGGCGAUACUGUCGGAGAGCAAAAACCCAGACGUCGUUCAGCCUCAUCUUGUCAAGUGCUUCGAGAAUAUCAGACAUUUAGACAUCACAUUUCCAAUGAAAAGCCCUCCCGUGGUUGCCAUGAUUAGAUCCGCAGAGGGAGAAACAAUUCACAUGCCAAACAACAUCCGAAUCCGUGGCCCCGUGGAACAGUGGCUGGGAAACGUGGAGAGUAGUAUGUUUGAUAUCGUGAAAAAACUUGUAAAGCUCGGUGUGAUGGACUGGGGGCAGUCACAGUUUAAGAAAUGGAUGCUCAGUCACCCAGGGCAGGUGGUUCUGCUUGUGAGCCAGAUCAUGUUCAGUAAGGACUGUGUGAGAAGCUUUCACUCUGCAGAUCCAGAGAAAGAGCUGAGACUCGUCCAUGCCAAUCUGGUAGAGCAUUUGGGGCAGCUGGCAGAUAUGGCUCUUGAUAUCCCCCUCCUUCAUCAGAAGACCACCCUGGAAGCCUUGCUCACUCUUUAUGUGCACUGCAGAGAUGUCCUGGCUGAGCUAAUAAAGAAGAGAGUCUCUAAGUCGGAUGACUUUGAAUGGACAAGGCAGCUACGAUACCAGUGGAAUGAAAACAAUAAGACUUGCUACGCAGUGCAAGGGAACGCCACAUUCCAUUACGGCUAUGAAUACUUGGGGUGCUCUUCCCGCCUGGUUAUUACACCCCUUACUGAUCGCUGCUGGCUGACGCUGACAGGCGCUUUACAUUUACAUCUCGGAGGGUCACCGGCUGGACCAGCUGGCACUGGGAAAACUGAAACAGUCAAAGAUCUAGCUAAAGCUCUGGGAAAACACUGCGUGGUCUUCAAUUGCUCAGAAGGCUUGGACUAUAAGAUGAUGGGGAAGUUCUUCUCAGGAAUGGCUCAGUCUGGGGCCUGGUGUUGCUUCGAUGAGUUUAACAGGAUUGAUAUCGAAGUCCUUUCUGUAAUCGCUUCACAGAUCCACGCAAUCAAGACAGCUAAGGAUAGCCAAGUCAUGAGGUUUGUGUUCGAGGGGAGAGAAAUGCGGCUAAACAUGUCCUGCGGAGUCUUUAUUACCAUGAAUCCGGGGUAUAAAGGUCGGGUAGAGCUCCCAGACAAUCUGAAAUCCCUCUUCAGGCCAGUUGCCAUGAUGGUUCCAGACUACCAGCUCAUAGCGGAAAUAAUGCUUUUCUCUGAAGGUUUCAAAGCGGCAAAGUCGCUCUCUGGGAAACUGGUGAACCUGUACCAACUGGCAAGCAAGCAGCUCUCUCAGCAGAAUCAUUAUGACUUUGGAAUGAGAGCCAUCAAGACUGUGCUGGUUAUGGCUGGUCAGAAAAAGCAAGACUUGGAAUUGGGAGGCCAGCACGUCAGGCUCUCUCCUGCUGAUGAAUCGCUGAUAAUAAUCAGGGCACUAAAAGAGGCCAACCUGCCCAAGUUUCUAGCUGAGGACGUCCCACUCUUUGAAAACAUUAUGGCUGACCUGUUCCCAGGAGUUGUCAUUGAGAAGGCGAAUACCAAGAGACUGGAGAAAGCAAUAUCCCUGGCAAGUCAUGAAUUAGGUUUGCAGCCUUGGGAGACUCAGGUGGAGAAGGUCAUACAGUUUCAUAACCAGAUUGCGGCACGCCAUGGAGUCAUGCUGGUGGGCCCUGCUGGUGGAGGAAAGACCACUGUUAGAAGAAUUUUGGAAAAGGCCUUGGUGUAUUUGCCUUCUCUACCUGCUGAAAACAGCUCACCCCAGCAUCUCCUAAAGAAAGGCAAAGUGGAGACCUUUACUAUAAACCCAAAGUGCGUGACCCUCGGAGAACUGUACGGGGAAGUCAACCCAAAUACCAUGGAGUGGACUGAUGGGCUGUUAGCUUCAGCAGUUCGCACUGUUUCACAGCAGCAAUCUAAAGUGCAAGCCAAAGAGAAGCCACCAGAACCUCCGAACAGGCCAAUAUCAGCUUCUUCUCCAAAUGAGGCUGAUGGGAACACUUUGGAAAAUGAUAUAUCCAAAUCUACAAACUCAGGCGAAAAUAUUGAAUAUUUAGAUUCAGCGCAACAUCACUCCAGAGCUUUCUCGAUCCAUGAUUGGAACUGGAUUGUCUUGGAUGGUCCUGUUGACACCGUCUGGGUGGAGAACCUGAACACCGUUCUAGACGAUACAAGGACACUUUGUUUAGCCAACAGCGAACGAAUCCAACUCCCACAAGGCAUGAGAAUUAUUUUCGAAGUGGACAGCCUGUCCCAGGCGAGCCCUGCUACUGUCAGCAGAUGUGCCAUGGUGUAUAUGGAUCCUGUGGAUUUGGGAUGGAAGCCCUUUGUUAAGACUUGGCUAAACCAAAUAUCUGCUAAAGUUCCCCAUGCUGGCGUGCAGUACCUGGAAAGUCUAUUCACAAUGAGCGUGCCAGAGGGGCUUCAAUUCAUACACAAGCACCGGAAAUUGCAGCCUUUCCCUGUGCAGGAGCUGGGAGUGGUUAUGACCCUCUGCAAAAUUCUAGAGGCCUUUAUAGAUUUCAUGGGCAGGAAUGGAGGCUUUGGUCACAUAAAAGAUAUGAUCCUAGAAGAACAGCAUCCAGUGUCUCAAAAUAUUCUUCCUCCCAGAGAAGUGGGGACUCCUGAGAGGUCAUACACUGCAAGUUUAAGUGUCAGCUCGAGAACAAGGGGAGACCAAAAGUGGUUCUUGGAAAAGUAUCCUGAAAAACUCGUCCCUCUCCUGGGAAAACUCUAUGUAUUUGCAUUCACUUGGGCCUUCGGGGGAGUUUUUAAAAGGGAAGAUGAGCACGAAGGGGAUUCUCUCAUUGGGCUUAAGGUCAGAGAUGAGGCCUUGGUGAACCUGACAAACGAUUUCAGCAGCUUCGUCCGUGACAUGUUUGCGGGAGAUCAGCGCUCUGGUAUUCAGAUGCCUUUGGGAGAAGAUUCUGUCUUCAGUUACUUUGUGGAUUUGCAGACGGGAAAUUUUGUGCCAUGGCAUUAUUUAGUUCCCUCCACAGACUCUCUAAUUCAGAGAGGAAGCCUCCUGCACUCGGAUUUCAUGUUACCUGACACAUUAAGAGCCGGUGAGUCAGGAGGGGGCGCUGUGCGUGAGUUCGUCCCCACGGUGGAUAGCUUGAGAUAUUCCUUUCUAACCAGCCUGCUGCUCCUGCACAAACAGCCCGUGCUCCUCACAGGAGAAUCUGGAGUUGGAAAAUCUGCCUUAAUCCAGAACAUGUUCCAGAGGAUUCAGAAGCCUGGCGGCCUUUCAGUAAAUACAAGCACUGUGCUGGGAGACGUCUUUUUAUUCAACGAAUCUAGAAAAAACAGCCUCCUGCAGAGCAUAAACUCUUUAACAUCUGGAUCAGUAAGGGACGACAGUUUGUCUGUGACUGCUGACGACUUUGAUGGGUCGCUGAUCGGAGUUGGAGCUGACGGCUGGAUAUCUGCCAGGGACCAAGGAUACCUAAGAACAAGCCGGCUAAUUGUUUCAACAGUGCAAUUAGGAGCCAAUACAACGUCUGCCAGAAUUCAGGCCCAAAUACAGAAUAAGUUAAUGAAAAAAAGCCGAGACACUCUUGGAGCUCCUAAACACAAAAAAGUGGCUGUGUUUAUUGACGACCUUAACAUGCCUGUACCGGAACAGUAUGGCGCCCAGCCCCCGCUUGAAUUUCUUCGGCAGUUUUUAGAUCUCGGUGGGUUUUAUGACACCCAAACACUUACCUGGAAGAACGUUCAGGACCUGGCUCUGCUUGCUGCGUGUGCGCCACCUGGUGGAGGGAGAAAUGAGAUCAGUCCCCGUCUGCUCAAACACUUCUGUCUGUUUGUCCUUCCCCAUCCGUCAGUGCCGGCGCUGCAGCACAUCUUCCAGGUUCCGCUCGGCUCCUUUCUGCAGAGCAAUAACUUUUUGGCUGAAAUCCAGAAAUGCAGAGAUUUAUUGGCUUCGUCCGCAAUCGCCAUUUACUUGAAGAUGUGCAGCUACAUGCUCCCCACACCGGCCAAAUGCCACUAUACCUUUAAUCUGAGGGAUUUGUUUAAGGUGCUGCAAGGACUGCUCCAGGCCAGUGAGUCUGUGACGGUAACGAGGGACAGUGCGGCGCUGCUGUUAGCGCACGAGGCUACGCGCGUCUUCCACGAUCGCCUGACGCAGGCCGCAGACAGGGAACAGUUCUUUCAGUUUCUUUCCGACGAACUUCAUAAUUAUUUUAAGAUUUCCUGGCCCAAGGAGAAACUGAUGGAGGACUCCGUUCAGUUUGCUGAUUUUGUGGACGUGGGUAAAACCAGAAUUUAUCGACCCGUAACCAGUAAUAAAAAGCUGAUAUCCAGGUUGGAGGAGUAUCGAAUAAAAAUGAAAAUGAGUUUAGUUAACCCCUCUAACACUUACAUUUUCUUUGAUGAAGCUGUUCGGCACAUCACAAGAGCGGCGAGAGUGUUCAGACAGCCGGGCGGCCAUAUGAUGCUGGUUGGACUGGAUGGGACAGGGAAGGUGACCAGUGCCUCCAUGGCCAGUUACAUAGCAGAAUGUCAACUCUACCGACUGUCUAUCACUCAGACUUACAGCCAUGGUGACUUCAGAGAGGAACUCAAGAAAGUGUUCAAACAAACAGGAUUAUUGGGUAGAAGCACAGUCCUACUCCUGACCGGGGCAGACAUAGUCCAGGAUUCCUUUCUGGAAGAUCUAAACUGCCUCCUUAACUCAGGGGAGGUUCCUGAUUUGUUUGAAAAGGAAGAGCUUGAUGGUCUAUUGGUGGAACUCCAGUCUGCAGUCCCAGAACUCGCCCAGUCCCAGAGUCCCCAGUCAAUGCUUUCUUUCUUCCUGCAGAGGGUGCAAUACAAGCUCCAUGUUGUACUGGCGCUGAGCCCAGUGGGGAGCACCUUCAGGGAGCACUGCCGCUCUCACCCUUCUCUGGUAAACUGCUGCACCAUUGACUGGUACGAUGAGUGGCCGGAGGAGGCUCUGCUGAAUGUGGCCCGGAGCUACACCUUACAGGAGGAAUUGCUACAAAAUAGUGAGGAGUUAAGAGACAGUGUCUCCCAGAUGUGCGUUAAUAUUCACAAGAGCGUGUCACAAAGGGCUGCACAGUAUCUGCGAGAGACCAGGCGCCAUUACUAUGUCACCCCCCAGAAUUACUUGGGAUUCAUCAACACAUUUUCAAAGAUCUUGCACUCAAAGAAACAGAACAUCCUGACAGACAGAAACCGAUUCUUCACUGGACUCUCAAAGCUACUGGGGGCAGCGGAUUCCAUAGAAACGAUGCAGCAGGAGUUGGUAGCGCUGGGACCCCAAAUAGAACAGAAAACUCAGGAAAUCGAAACUCUCAUUGAGAAAGCCCAGAGAGACUCGGUGGUGGUGGAGCAGGUCAGAGCUAUCGUAGCCCAAGAAGAAGAAGUUAUGGCUGCGGAGACAAAGAUAGUGCAAGUAUAUGCCGAGCAAGCGGUACAAGAACUCAAUGAGGUGCUCCCAGCCCUGCAAGAGGCGGUCUCUGCUCUAGAUGCCUUGGACAAAGGGGACAUCUCGGAAGUCAAAGUGUACACUCACCCUCCCUUCCUGGUGUUGACGGUGAUGAAUGCAGUUUGUGUGCUGCUGCAGCAGAAACCCGACUGGCCUACAGCAAAACUCUUACUUGGGGAUCCAGGAUUUCUCAAGAGACUGGUCGGCCUGGACAAAGACAGUAUCCCCAAAAAGGCAUUUCUGAAGCUUAAAAAAUAUUCCAAAACCCCUGAGUUUAACCCCCAGAAGGUGGGAAUGGUAUCCAGCGCUUGUCGGUCGCUCUGUCAGUGGGUUUUAGCCCUAGAACACUAUCACGAUGUAAAAAAGAUGGUGACACCUAAACAAAAACAUGUUGCUGAAGCUCAGGGGGCCCUUGGGCUGGCGCAGGAGCGGCUGAGGCAUAAGCAGAGAAGUCUGGCCAUGGUGGAAGAACAUCUGGAGCUGAUGCAGAGGCAGUCCAAUGAGAGCGCAUCAGAGAGACAGCUCCUGGCUCAGCGCAAACAGCUAACCACGGAGAGGUUACAGCGGGCAGCAGUGCUGAUCUCGGCUUUGGCAGAGGAAAAGAUCCGAUGGAAGGAAUCCGUAGACAGACUUGAUCUUGCCAUGGAAGGAAUCAUUGGGGACACCCUGGUUUCUGCUGCAUUUAUUGCAUAUUGUGGAGUGUUUACAUCAGAGUAUCGGGAGAAACUUGUGGCGGAAUGGCUAGAAGGCUGCGGAAGCUAUAGGAUCCCUCUGUCUGCCGACUACUCCAUCAUCAGAGCCAUGGCCUCCGAGAGUGAGGUGCGCCAGUGGCAGAAUGAAGGUUUGCCUUUAGAUCCCUACUCCACUGAAAAUGCAAUACUGGUCAAGAAUGGGCACCGCUGGCCGCUCUUUAUCGAUCCCCAUGGCCAAGCGUGUAAGUGGAUUUGCCAGAUGGAAGGAAAUGAGCUGAGGCAAGUGCGUGCGUCUGAUGGCAACUACCUGCAGGUAAUGGAGAAUGCUAUGCGCCUCGGGGAAGCCGUUCUCCUACAGGAUGUUGCAGAAGAUCUGGACCCCAGUUUGAAGCCAAUAUUAGGAAAAGAAAUAUUUCGAAGAGCAGGGCAAGAUUUUAUCAAGAUAGGAGACUCUGAAAUUGAAUACAACCAACACUUUAGACUGUACAUGACUACGCAGGCACCUGAUCCGCAUUUCCUCCCAGCCGUGUGUAUAAUGGUAACAAUGAUAAACUUCACAGUAACGUUCAAGGGACUGCAGGACCAACUGCUGUCUAGUGUUGUGACUCACGAGCAACCCCACCUGGAGCAGCAGCGCUGUCACUUACUGGAGAGCAUUGCUGCCGAUGCCUGCACACUCCGGGAACUAGAGGAAAAGUCACUCAGCCUGCUGCAGAAAACCCAAGGCCACUUGCUAGAUGACGAGGACCUGAUAGACAAUCUGAAAAAAUCCAAGCUGAAAUCAAAGGAUGUUGUAAAGAGGAUUGAGGACUCCGCUAAAACCGAGGCCACCAUAGAAGCAGCACGUGGGACCUACCUGCCUGUUGCCAGGAGAGGCGCCAUUCUCUAUUUUGUCGUGGCCAAUCUCAUCCGUCUGAACUACAUGUACCAGUUCUCCCUUCAGUGGUUCCACCGGGUCUUUGUAGAGUCCAUGGAGGCUGCACAGGCACCAACAUCAUUAGUGUCUCCUGAAUCCAUCCGAGCCCUCAGCCGGCACAAAGGCACAGACAGACAGACCGGCCCCAAAGAAGAUAUAUCUACUGACUGCGAUGGCAGGAAAAGCCGCAUCAACAACAUUAUCGACACUUUAACAGGGAAUGUGUACAAGAUUGUGUCCUCUGCGCUCUUCACUGAACAUCAGCUCUGCUUCUCCUUCAUGCUAACUGUCGGCAUCAUGAGAAACGUCGGCAGCGGGGAGCCCUCCGGUCACAGCCUAGGAUUCCUCCCCAGUGCCGAGUGGGAGUUCUUCCUGCACUCCAGGCUGCUGGCAAACACUGUGGGCAGGAAGGCAGAUUCCCAGGCUGCGGACGUAAGGGAUGAGAUAAGGGAUGAGGACCCAGGGUGCCAUAUUCCUGAGUGGCUCUCGGAACCCACAUGGAGACAGUGCCAGUACCUGAGCCGCACCUUGGCACCAUUUGCCCAACUCUGUCAGUCUCUCACAUCCAGCAGCCAACAGUGGGGUUCCUUCAGGAGCAGGGAGGGUCUGUACGGCUUUCUGAGCGAAUCCUACGUUCCAUCCCAGCAAGAUGGAGCCCAAGCAGCAAACACAGAGGAACUGCCUUCCGAGCCAGUUAUAUUUAAAUGGGAGGAGCUGUCUGCUUUCCAGAAACUGAUCUUAAUAAAGGUGCUCCUGCCAGAGGGUUUGAUAAGAGCCGUACGAGAAUUCAUAGCUGAGAAAAUGGGGAUGAAAUAUGUUCAGAGUGGGGGGGUGAAUCUAAAGGAGACCCUGGAAGAAUCCAAUGCCAGCUGCCCCCUCAUCUUUAUCCUUUCCUCUGGCAUCGACCCAGUGGGACAGCUGGAGCGGCUGGCGCUGGAGACCCGGGGGAGCACCCUACAUUUGGACAUGGUCUCUCUGGGCCGGGGUCAGGGGGCCAAGGCGGAGGAACUCAUCCAUAAUGCGCUCAGGCUGAAGGGGAGAUGGGUUUUCCUACAGAACUGCCACCUGGCUGCCUCCUUCAUGCCGCGGCUCAGUGAGAUUGUGGAGAAACUUGCGCAGCAGAGCAGCACGGCCGACCCGCAGUUUAGAUUGUGGCUGAGCUCCAAGCCUGACCCCUCCUUCCCCGUUCCCAUCCUACAGAGGGGCUUCAAGAUGGCAGUUGAGCCACCACAGGGACUUAAGGGCAAGUUGCUGCAGACGUUUGACAGCAGUGGCACCGGGGCGAUAACGGAGAGGAUCUUUGAGAGAGACGACAGGGGGGCAUCAUGGAAGAAACUACUGUUCAGCCUUUGCUUCUUCAACGCCAUCGUGAAUGAAAGGAGAAAGUACGGGGCGCUGGGCUGGAACAUCCUCUAUGAGUUUACCCCCUCAGAUCUGGAGGUGUCGGUGCAGAUGCUGGGCGCGCUCAUGGAGGGGCACAACGAGGUGCCAUGGCAAGCGGUGCACUAUCUGACUGGCGAAGUGGUGUAUGGGGGACGAGUGACUGAUCUGUGGGACCGCCGCUGUCUGCUGAGCAUCCUGGAUAAGUUCUACACCCCGGCCGUGCUGCAGGAGGGCCACUCCUUCUCCAGCUGUAAGGUGUAUCGCUCGCUGCCAGACGGGGCGACACUUGGGGAGUGCAGAGCUUACCUGGAGUUCCUCCCAGACACCGACUCCCCAGAAAUCUUUGGGAUGCACCCGAAUGCAGAGAGAGCCAAUCUCCAAUCCCAGGCGCAGCUCUUACUCGACACUGUAACCAUCAUGCAAUCUAGGAUCAGCGUGGGACUCCUGCCCCAUGGAGCUGGGGAGGAUGAGGCCCCCUCAGUGCUGCAGAUCAUCUCUAACAUCCGUAACGCGUUACCACAGACAGUGGAGGGGAAACCCCCUGAGGGUGGAGCUGCCCAAGGAACCGACACCAACAUGACCCUCAGUCUUCUGCUUUCUGACCCUCGCUGGGAGACCCUCGUCAGGGCAACUAAGGGCUUUGAUCCCCUCAUUAACUCUGCGCUGCUCACAGUCCUGCGCCAGGAGACGGAUCGCUUUAACCACCUGCUGUCGGUCAUACACAGCUCCUUACAUGCCUUGCAGCGGGCCAUUAAAGGGGAAAUAAUCCUAACCAAACAGCUUGAGGAAGUUCAGAUCUGUCUGGGGAACCUUAAAGUGCCGGCGCUAUGGCAGCAACAUUCCUAUGAAUCCUGCAAGCUGCUGGGCUCCUGGGUGGAUGAUCUUGUUCAGCGAGUCCGUUUUUUUGCUACAUGGGCCAAUCAGGUCGUCCGAUCUAUGAUGGAAAGGUUUCCCCAGCCGCCGACAAAGCGCAUCAGUUCCAGGCCCGGUUCUUCCCAACCCGCAAACAGCCCCGUUCCGAUUUCUCCAGCCGGGAUGGAGCAGCCAACCAGCUUCUGGCUCUCUGCAUUCUUUUUCCCACAAGGAUUCCUGACAGCAGUGCUGCAGAACCACGCCCGGAUGAGGGGGCUGUCUGUGGAUUCUCUCACUUUCCAGCACCGAGUCCAACAUCCACCGGCUCCGGAGGCGACUGUAAACCAAGAUAUCAUUGAGACUGCAUUCAGCGGUUGUUCCCCGCCCGAGGAAGGGAUUCGAGUCUUCGGUCUGUUUUUGGACGGCGCUCAGUGGAACGGCGAGUCCCAGUGCCUGGAAGAAGCAGGACAUUUGUGCCGAUUUUAUUCCCUGCCCCAGAUCCAUUUCAUACCACGGAUGAUUACAGAGGAUAAAGAAGGCGGAUCAGACACUGAGAGCGAGGGGUACCAGUAUCAGUGCCCCAUUUACAGGACUUCCCAAAGGGCAGGGACAUUAUCCUCUACCGGUCUGUGCACGAACUUUGUAACUGCCGUCUCUCUGCCCACCCUGCUGCCAGCCGAGCACUGGGUCCGAAGAGGAGUCGCGCUUCUGUGCCAAAUAAAUGAAUAAGAAAUGAAUAAGCCCGACGCCUUGCCCUAAAUGAAAGCGUCGGUUCUCUAGUGGCGGUUAUAGGGGCGCAAUUGUACCAGCAAAUAAACACGUUUCUGGCUGGCCAUAGGCAUGCUGGGAGUUACAGUUCAGCUCUUGGGGGGAAACAUCAUUUCUCCCAGUUUAGCCCAGUAAUCUCACCCCUAAUGCCAGUGUUGGAAGGGUGGGCCAUCAUCUUUAAAGGGCAACUAUUAACCCUAAACACUUCUCAUCAGAACCGACACCGAACGACCCGCUCCCCACAACUUGGUUUGAGGGACAAAAGUGGGGGUUCUGUAUAUCAGCCAUGGGCGCCACAGAACAUUGUGCCGUCACUCCCCUGGGGGUGGGGGGUAGUAGAACGCGUGAGAGUGGGCGCUGCGCAGGCAACAAAUAGGUGCCGAACCCACUGGAAACAAAAAAGAUAAAAAUAAAGAAUAGGAAACCACCUGCUAAGCAAAUUGUAAGGAAUUAUUUUCAUAUUUGGGGGCGACUUUCAGUGCUGCUCCCUGUCCGGGGGUCUUUACCGGCUGAUUUUCAGUGAUAAAUAGGGACACAUCUUCCAGGUGAAUACUGAACUUAAUCCAAACUUGCAUAUGCAAAUUAGUCAAUGGAAGGGUUAAAUACUUACUUCCAUGUUCAUGUGACCAACAGUCACGUGACUGCAAGGAUUCUGAUUGGCCAGGCACUUGGAUUCAGCUGAGAAAGGCCAAAUCUCAAACCAAAUCCUGGAUUCAGCGCCUCCCUAACGAUAAAGACGUGAAUCAGAGAAACCCCAUGAUCCCUGGGAUAAAGACACUGACAGAUUUUCUUUUUUAUUCAUUUUUAAUGAUUUUUUUCUUCUCUUAUUUAAGCAAAACAAAAUGACACUUUUCCGGUAUAAAAAGGCGCCGCUCUGAGCGCCCGGAACCACAUCCGUUCAUAGAAGCGUAAAAGUCACCCAUAAAAUGUGCCGAAUAUUAAAAAUGAACAUUUCUCUCACAAUGAUAGAAAAACUAUACAGGACAUUGUCUAAUAAUGUUUCAUUAAAGCAAAUAUUUCAGCAAAAGUU